CAUUGUUCCUACUGGACUGGCUUGAGGGGCUGGAAUACUUUCAUGGUACUAUGUUCAUAGGAAUCUGGGUGUGUUUUAAACAGUUCCAGUGAGAUUACAUGGUGCCAAUGCCAUGCACAUUGAUUACUUAGAUACAGUGAAGGGCAGUGAGGAAGAUGCUAAUUUUGGCAGGUGGACAGUACCUCCUUGAAAGGCCACAGGUAGAAAGGCCACUCGCAGGGAGUAUAUAUCUCUCCCAGUCUUAUUCAAGGCCAGCGACAUGUUCUUGUAACCCUCAAUCAUGAUGUCCCAUGGGGCCACUGCGCCUGGGCAGGAGGCCAUAGGUCAGAGGUGGCACCAAGGAUUGGGAUUUCUGUACCUGCCUCUCCUAAGAGGGAAAGAAAACACCUAGACAUCAACAAUGUGCGAAUAUUAAAUUUCAGGACUCCUGUUUUGAAAGGCCAGUAUGUCUCAUUUGCAGGUUGGUCACCUUCAGGUAAAGAUUCACAGCUUGGCGAUGAAUCUGUUUGACCACAUUACAAUGUACCUUCUAUAACUGACAAUUCCUGGUGUAGGGCUUUAACCCAAAUGUAUAGGUGCCAAGGGUAUUACCACGGAUGCCCUGUACAUUGCCUUUUGAGCUGCGUUCAAUUAACUAUGGAUUUUGAGGUCAUUCUUUGUCAAAAACAGCAGGUGAGUGUGCCCCACCUACCACAGUCUGGCCAGUGUUUACCUCCACAGACAAAUUAUCUGCUUGUGGGACUUUGCUGUGUGCAGACUGAUUGUGCACAGCAAAAUUCCAAACAAGCUUUUCAGAUAAAGCUCCUCACGUCGCUGGAUGCCUAAAAUAGACGUUAGGCCCCUUCUAUGAGGUAACGAGGGGCCUGACAAAGGACGUGUUUUCAAGUUGCAGCCUUUGGGAACACUGCCAGAAGUUGUUGACGAGUAGUGGUAAUCCUUCCCCAGCCCCCUCCACAUGAAAACAAAAGCAAGCUGAUAUAUCUCCCAGCCAAGCCUCUCUUUGCAGUGUAACCAAUAAAUACGCGCAGUUGGAAAACUGGACUCUAACCUGACUGAUUGCAUCAAAAUACUUUGGAAAGCAAAAGGAAACAGCGAGCUUUUGAAAAGACCAGUUCCGUCACAAACAUAACAGAAGCCCAGCGAGUUUUCAGUAAAGCAGCCGACAAGAUUUUGAAAGUUGGCAAAUGGAAAGCAUGGAGGUUUCUGGAAGGACGUCUUGGCUCAGUCUCCAGGAAUUCCUGAUAUUCCUGACUGUCUUCUUGCUGGUAACUCUGGUGAUCCGGGGGAGAAGGAACAGCAAUCUGCCUCCGGGGCCCUCUGCGUGGUCUUUUCAUGGAAACAUCUUCCACCGUGACCAGCCUGCUCCACAAGUCGUGGCUGCUGAGCUCUCCAGGAAAUAUGGAAACAUUUUUACGACACAUAUCCUGUGGAUACCCAUCAUUAUUCUGAACGGCUUUCAGACCAUCCAGGAGGCUCUGAUCCAGCAUGGCAGAGAAUUCGCGGGGCGACCAAAUAUGAUUAUCAAUAACCUUCUGUCAAAAGGUCAAGGUAUUCUAACGGCCCAAUACGACAGGUCCUGGAAACAGCAACGUAGGUUUGCCCUGACUGUCCUGAGAAACUUUGGUUUAGGGCAAUUUGCCUUUGAGGACAGAAUAUUGGAAGAGGCUCAUUACUUAGCUGCGGCUUUCAGAGAAUCUGAAGGGUCUUCCUUUGAUCCCCAGGCCAUCAUCACCAGUGCGGUUUCCAAUGUGACCUGCAAAGUCAUCUUCGGCGAGCGUUUCCAUUACCAGGACAGGAAAUUCAUGAGACUUGUCGCGUUGUUCGAUGAGGCUCUGAAACUUCAGGGAGGAUUCUGGGCAAUGGUAUGUGCUGCAGUUCCCAACUUCCAUCGUUUCCCAGGGCCUCAUCAGAGGAUCUUUGAAAACAAGGUUCAAAUUGAAGCUAUUCUCCAGGAUUUCAUUCAGCAGCACAAAGUCUCACUGGAUGCUGAAAGGAUCCGUGAUUUCAUUGAUGCCUACCUGCUGGAAAUGGAGAAGGAGCGUAACUUCCCUGGUUCUUGUUUAACGGAUGGAAACCUGCUGUAUAAUAUUUACGACCUCUUCCUGGCUGGCACUGAAUCCACCAUGACCACACUCCGCUGGGCUCUUCUGUAUAUGAUGGCUUAUCCGGAUGUACAAGAGAAUUGCCAGAAGGAGAUUGACGAGGUGAUUGGCAGCUCCCGCGACCCAUCAUUGGACGAUAGGCCCAAAAUGCCAUAUGUUAACGCUGUCAUUCAUGAGAUUCAAAGAUUUGGCAACAUUAUUCCGUUUUCAGUCAGUCAUGCUACAACACAAGACACUGAAUUUAUGGGAUACACAUUGAAAAAGGGCACUGUUGUUUUAAUAAACCUGUCAUCAGUCUUGCUUGAGGAGGGCCAAUGGAAGCAUCCAAACCAGUUCAACCCCGAAAACUUUCUGAAUGAAAAUGGAGAGUUCUUCAAACCAGAUGCCUUCAUUCCAUUCUCGAUGGGUUUGCGAGCGUGCCUUGGGGAGAAACUAGCCAAAAUGGAGCUCUUCCUUUUCUUCACCGCUAUGCUUCAGAACUUUGAGUUUCGUUGGCCUGACAAAACCUCACCUCCAGACCUCAAAGGCUCGUUCAAAAUCAUAAUGGCACCACGACCGUAUAAGCUGGAACUAAGGAGUAGGAUGGUCCACUACAAUGGCCUGUGAAUGGCAGUGAUAAGGAGGUGGGUUUCUCUCCAGAGAAGGCUUGUGAAUCAAUGAUAAGGAGAUGGAUCAUCUUUCUUUAUCUCAUGAUUGGCAAUGUAGAGGGUGGUUUACAUAUGUUUGAGUGCGAAUAGGCUAUUUGGCCCUUCUAGACCCAUGCCACUAUUCAAUUGGAUCAUUGCUGGUCUAUAACUAACUCCAUUGAUCCAUUUCUGUUCCAUCUGUCUCAGUUAGAAAACUUUAUUGAUGUCAGUCAUGAUUUGGAGAUGCCGGUGUUGGACUGGGGUGUACAAAAUUAAAAAUCACACAACAGCAAGUUAUA
Molecule: messenger RNA, 3027 nt
Organism: Chiloscyllium plagiosum (whitespotted bambooshark)
Lineage: Eukaryota; Metazoa; Chordata; Chondrichthyes; Orectolobiformes; Hemiscylliidae
Product: cytochrome P450 2D17-like
Biological process (GO): xenobiotic metabolic process
Cellular component (GO): cytoplasm; intracellular membrane-bounded organelle
Molecular function (GO): oxidoreductase activity, acting on paired donors, with incorporation or reduction of molecular oxygen, reduced flavin or flavoprotein as one donor, and incorporation of one atom of oxygen; heme binding; iron ion binding
Source: RefSeq, a predicted model, not a curated record